ACUAGUCCAGGAUGACUUACUUUAGACUCCUUCCUUCUCAGCUUCAAAUCAACUAACUUAACUUAACUUAAGGUAACUAACCCAACUGCCAACACACACUAACACUGGCCCACUUUCGCUGAAGAACGACAACAACCACCGCCCCCCGUCUCACUCAUUCUCCUUCACCAAUUUGCUAGUCUAUCCGAUCUUGUUGAGCAUGAACCGGAGACAACCUCCGAGACGUCAUGCCUGUGUUCGUUGCGUUCGUCUCAAAGUGCGAUGCCAGCCUGUCGAAGGCACUGGCACCUGCGUUCGUUGCACAAGGCUAGGCCAGUCGUGCACCCUCCCCGAUGGCUUACGCGCCAGCAGUCGACCCAGGAAAACCCGCAUUGAUGCCCUCCAGGAACAGAUCGAUAACCUGGUCACCCAACUAGCCACAAAGCAAGCGGCCAAUUGUCAGGAACUCUCCCAACCGACCACGAAGCCCAAUACCAUCGAUUCGCCUGACCCGUACCAAAAGGACUCGACUCCUCACAAUGCUCGGAGUGACGGCGAAGCGGAGCCGCUGUUCGGCUAUUUGUUUACUCUCGAGGAAGCUGACGAGCUUCUGGCCAAGUUUCGCGCCCAGAAGAUGCAUCACUUCCCAUUCGUCAUUAUUCCACCCGAGAUGGACGUCGCCUCUCUGCGCGAUCAAUACCCCUUCCUGCUCACCUGCGUCGUCUGGGCUUCGCUAGAGCACAAUGCCUCAUUACAAUUGCGGAUGGAAGGCGUCAUCCGGCAGACGAUCGCAACCCGGGUCUUCGUCAACGGCGAACGGAACAUGGACCUGCUUCAGGGACUGCUAGUGCAUUCGGCUUGGUACCACUAUCACUGGAAGAGUAUGCAUGAGCACCAGUACCUACUGUUGCAAGUGUUGCCGAUCCUGGUCUACGAUGUUGGUCUCGACCAAGACGAUAUGGUCAAGUUGCAGCUGCAGCCAGGUCAAAUCAGUGAGCCCCGGGAAGGGAAACAUCACAUCAAUCCGGCGGGUCAACGAGCACUCCUGGGUUGCUAUUAUCUAUGUCACAAAUCGUCUAUAUUCCGGCGACACAUGAACAUGCGCCACACAAAGUGCAUCGAUACCUGUCUGACCAAUCUCACAACAAACCCCGAAUACCCAAGUGACAUGCUUCUGAGAACGCUCAUCGACACACAACCGUUGAUGCGCAAGUCUCACUCCCUGCUCGGCGACGAACUGAACUACUGCAACGACCAAUGCCGGGAUGCGACUUGGGAACAGAUCCUCACGGCGGUGGUCACAAAUCAGAAAGACCUCGGCGAUAUCAAGGCGCGCCAUAGCCUGCAUGGCAAUUGGGCCUUGCGCAUCGAACUCGAUGCAUUCCCCAUGCUGAUGCUCGGCCACUUUCUCCGCCGACAGAAGGACGCCUUCUACUUGCGCGACAUCAACCAGCUCCAGCCGCUGGCCAUCUCGGCCCACCGCGUCGCGGCCACCUUCCUGGCUGUUCCGUCCGCCGUGGUCGUGCACCUACCGAUCUCAACGUACACAACGUGGUGGUACUCGAUGGUCGUGCUGGCCAAGUUGGGCCUGUCCUUCGGGAUCUACAGCCAGCUGCCGACCGACCUAGGCACGAAGAGCGUGCACGAGGUGGUCCUUGCCACUGUCCACCGGAUUGAAGGGUUCUCGCUCGGCGACGACUUGUGGUCGGGUUGCAAGAAGGCCAUCGCCAAGCUGCUGGAGUGGCUGGAGAAAACCAGCAACGAGACCCCGCGCUCCUUCAUGCCCCCGGCCAACAAUCCGCUAAUCGGCACCACCGAUCCAUCCCCCAGUCUCAUGUCCUUGCCGACCGCUAUGCACUAUCCAGGUCAGGUGAUCCCGGACACCGUGCCUCCCGUCGGGAAUUCCUACCAGAUGCCGCCGGACCAAUGGCAGUCUCCUUUGAUGCCGUCGGCCAUGGCGUCCGGCCUCGAGUCGGACAUGGUGGGCAUGGGCAUGGAUUAUUUUAUCGUGCGACACAUGAUCGACGAACUCAGCUUGUUCGGCUCUGCGGCGCAACAUACCUUUGUGUCGACGGUGGAGGUCUGAAGGCUUUUCUGGUGGCAGUAGGGUCCAUCGACUGGGAUUAUAGGGGUUCAUCAGCUGAACGACUUGCUUCCUAGUUAUACGGCAUUUGUAUAUGAAUGCGGCGUUUUUGGUUAU
Messenger RNA from Aspergillus homomorphus CBS 101889, 2179 nucleotides. RefSeq names its product Zn(II)2Cys6 transcription factor domain-containing protein. Gene Ontology annotation, molecular function: DNA-binding transcription factor activity, RNA polymerase II-specific; transcription cis-regulatory region binding; zinc ion binding. Lineage: Eukaryota; Fungi; Ascomycota; Eurotiomycetes; Eurotiales; Aspergillaceae. The transcript has 5 exons. The record is from RefSeq and is a predicted model, not a curated record. Gene Ontology annotation, cellular component: nucleus. Gene Ontology annotation, biological process: regulation of DNA-templated transcription. Bases 200 to 2065 code for a protein of 621 amino acids.